UUAUAAUAAAAAGUUUAUAGUGAAAAUGAGAUAUAAAUAAAAACGAAAGGAAAAGGAAAAAUGAAGAGAACGUGGGGGUGAGGGGGAAAUGCUUGAGGAGGGAAGUGGGGAAUAACCGUCUCAACCGCCACAUCGUUUCAAACAAAAUUAAAUUGAAAAAAUGAAUCCAAAAUCUUCUUCUUCUUCUUGAAGCAUAAAUCCGCAAGAACAAACCCCCUGCAUCCUCAAACACAAUCUCAUUUACCAACAAAAUAUUUGAAGAUGGAUUUCAAGAAACUCAGUGUUCUGUGAAGGGAGAAACCAGCAAUAUAAUAAUGGAGGAAAGAAGAUCACAAUCACAUGAAGUUUUAAGGAAAGGGCCAUGGAAACUCGAAGAAGAUGAAGUACUUUUGAACCAUGUUAACCGUUUCGGUCCCAGAGACUGGAGCUCCAUUCGAUCCAAAGGCCUUCUUCAGCGGACUGGCAAGUCCUGCCGUCUUCGUUGGGUUAAUAAACUCAGACCCAACUUGAAAAAUGGGUGCAAGUUCACAGCAGAGGAGGAAAAAAUGGUGAUAGAAUUGCAAGCGCAGUUUGGGAACAAAUGGGCAAAGAUAGCAACCUACUUGCCUGGCCGGACCGAUAAUGAUGUGAAGAAUUUUUGGAGUAGUAGGCAGAAGAGAUUGGCUAGGCUUCUGCAGACAUCACCUGCUCCAUCCAAAUUGCAAAGAAGUGCUAAAAAGGAAAAGCCAAUCGAUUUUGAUAUUCCCUCCAUGGAGGCACCAAAGCUGAGCUCUGCAUCAGAGGGAGAGUCAUCCUUAAGGCCAAUGUCGUGUUUGUCGUCUUGCUGUGCCGAGAAUGUUGAACCUCUUAAUAUGUUCUGCUCGGUGCCAGAUCCGUACAGUCCCAAAUUACUUGGUUUUGGCCAAGACUUUCUUCAACCUGAAUUCAACUCGAUCAAAUUCGAACAGCAAAGCAAUUUCCACACUCAGUCUCUAAGUUCAACAUUUUCAUCUCAAGGACUCCAUGAUCCCAACUUUGAUGUUUUUCUCGAAACUUUGGAUGUUUCUCAAUUAACUAACGAAGUUCAAUUUCCAUCGGGGCUGCAAUUCUACGAACCGAUGGAAUGUUGCUCAAGUCAUGAUGUUGUAAGGGAGAACGUUGACAACCCCGAAAGCUUCUUCAGCGAGUUUCCUGCAGACAUAUUUGAACUAGAGCCGCUUCCGAGCUCACCGGAGAACUGAUACUUUGCCUCUUUCAUUUCUGUAAAAUUGUUUGAAACUUUGAUUUUGCAUCUGUAUCUGUGAAAUUGGUAUGUGUAAUGUUUUGCUUGCCUACACAAUUGGGGUAUACUACACAAUGUGUUUGUUUUCUCAUUUUUACUUAGAAAAGUGAAAAAGUAAUCAGAUUUUAGCUGUGUUUUCGGGUUGCAAA
Messenger RNA from Cucumis sativus (cucumber), 1410 nucleotides. RefSeq names its product transcription factor DUO1. NCBI's taxonomy places the organism in Eukaryota, Viridiplantae, Streptophyta, Magnoliopsida, Cucurbitales, Cucurbitaceae. The transcript has 3 exons. Bases 315 to 1220 code for a protein of 301 amino acids. The record is from RefSeq and is a predicted model, not a curated record.